AUCCGCGUACGUGCUGACUACACUCACCAUGGAUCGACCCACCUCGUUCGUUCGCUCUUUCUAUUUUCUCACUACCACUACAUCCCGGUCUUGGACUCCCGGCUACGCGCAUAGAUAACCUAGACAUAUAACUAUAGACGAGGCUCGGCGCCAAGAACGCACACCCCUCGGACAUUACAGAGGAUCCUGCACGCCACGCUCGCUUCAGCUCAAAACGGUUGACGACAAUACUCGCCUUGGCUUGGCACAGAUCCACCUCUUGGACAAGUUCCACACGUUAUCUCAUCUUUCCUCUCUCGGUUCCUCGCGAGAUACCUGGCGCCUCCAGCGCCCCCUUCUCAUACUAUGCCAGCCUACGGUACCUUCGGACGGCGCGUCAAGGCCAAGGCGAAGAAGAUUGCUGGCCUGGACGAUGACACUGUUCCCCGCUCCAUUUCUGUAACGGAGUACUUCCAAGAGAACAAGCGUGACUGGCCCCAGGCGGCACUGGAGUAUGUCAAGAGUCUUUUCCCCUUCCUGCAAUGGCUGCCGCGCUACAACCUCACAUGGCUCACUGGUGACCUGAUUGCGGGUAUCACUGUUGGCAUGGUCCUCGUUCCUCAGUCACUUUCGUAUGCGCAGCUCGCCGGUCUGCCCGCCGAGUACGGCCUCUACUCCUCGUUCAUCGGUGUUCUUACCUACGCCUUCUUCGCCACCUCCAAGGAUGUCUCGAUUGGUCCCGUCGCGGUCAUGUCUCUCGAGACUGGUGUCAUCGUGCACAAGGUCAUGGCUGCUCAUCCCGACAAGUGGACUGCACCCGAGAUUGCAACUUGCUUGGCGUUUAUCUGCGGCUGCAUCGUAUUGGCGAUUGGUCUCCUCCGUGUCGGCUGGAUCAUCGAGUUCAUCCCGCAGCCCGCAGUCUCCGGUUUCAUGACUGGUUCGGCCAUCAACAUCGCUGCCGGCCAAGUUCCUGCCCUACUGGGUGUAUCGAAGCUUCUCAACACCAGGGAUUCAACCUACAAGGUCAUUAUCAAUACACUCAAGCAUCUACCGCAGGCCAAGCUUGACGCGGCCUUUGGUGUCUCGGCACUUGCCCUGCUGUAUUUUAUUAAGUGGAGUCUCGCGUUUGUCCAGCGCCGGUAUCCAAAGUACGCUCGGGCCGCCUUCUUCGCACAGGCACUCCGUCACGCCUUCGUGAUCAUUAUCUUCACAAUUAUCUCGUGGCGCAUCAACGUCCAUCACGCGAAGCCUCGCAUCGCGCUCGUGGGCAAGGUCCCCACGGGCCUGCAGCACCUAGGCCGCCCUCUCAUUACUGGUGAGCUCAUUGGCGCCAUGGGCUCGCACCUUCCUGUUGCUACGAUCAUCCUGCUUCUCGAGCACAUCGCCAUUGCGAAGUCGUUCGGCCGUCUGAACGGAUACAAAAUCAAUCCGAACCAGGAACUUAUUGCCAUCGGCGUCAACAACACUCUCGGUUCUGUAUUCUCCGCUUACCCCUCGACCGGCUCCUUCUCGCGCUCAGCCCUCAAAUCUAAGUCGGGUGUCCGCACCCCGGCUGCGGGUAUCCCCACCGGUAUUGUCGUCAUCAUUGCGCUGUACGCAGUGGCCCCGGCCUUCUACUGGAUCCCCAACGCCACUCUCUCGGGUCUCAUCAUUCACGCUGUUGCGGAUCUGGUGACCUCCCCGAAGCAAUCUAUUGCCUUCUGGCGCGUCUCGCCCCUCGAGUACCUCAUCUUCGUCGGUGCCGUCUUGUGGUCGGUCUUCUACAACAUCGAAUCCGGCAUUUACUGGUCGCUUGUGUGCUCUGUGGUCCUCCUUCUUUUCCGCAUCGCCCGUCCCAAGGGCCACUUCCUUGGACGUGUGCGAAUCCGCACUGAGGAUGCUGAGGACGCGCCGACCCGUGACGUAUUCGUCCCUCUCGAGGAGAGCGACGGCGUUACAAACCGCGACGUUCCUGUUGAGCCUCCUCCCCCUGGAGUCAUCAUCUACCGCUUCGAAGAGUCAUUCCUGUACCCCAACGCCUCUUACAUCAACGACCGUCUCGUCGACUAUGCUAAGCGCCACACGCGCCGGGGCAAAGACUAUUCGCAGAUUAAGAAGGGCGACCGGCCCUGGAACGACCCAGGACCCAAGAAGGGUGAGGAGCACACCGAGGACGACAAGCACAAGCCGCUUCUCCGCGCGGUAAUCCUGGAUUUCUCAGCUGUUGCCAACAUCGACACGACGGGUGUGCAGAAUCUGGUGGACGCGCGCAAAGAAGUUGAGAAGUGGGCGGACAAGCCGGUCGACUUCCACUUCACUGGCAUCCUGUCUCCGUGGAUCAGACGAGCCCUCAUCGCCGGAGGCUUCGGGCGGGGUAUCAACCGUGCCGACCCCAACGGUGAGAUCGCCCCUGUCGUUGGCGCAUACGGUGUCGGCGGUGACGCCGACCCUAGAUCGGUUCGCCCCGUCACGCCCCGCCCCCGCCCCGACAUCGAGUCUGUUGUCGAGACCAAGAUCGAGGCGUCCACUUCGUCCUCCUCUUCAUCAAUCGCCGACAAGAAGACCGACCUGUACGGCACGGUUGACGAGUCGCCGGUUGUUAGCGAUGGCGAGGACCUCGGCGAUCCUCGCCGCACCACUGGCAGCUCAGGCUCGAGCAGCAGCUCGCUCACGCUUCUCGAUCGCGCCACUCCCUUCUUCCACUUUGACAUUCCCGACGCUCUUCGCAGCCUGAACUUGGAGGGGGGCCGACGCAGCAUCUCCAGCGAUCAGACCCAGACAAACAUCCCCACAUCAUAGGGCUUAAGUUUUUAGCUUCUUCUCUCUCGUUGUAUUCACAAUCCUCACCCUCGAAUAGAUUUACAUUAGUACAUGCAUAGCAGCAGCAGAUUUGUCAGUCGGAA
This is a messenger RNA of Cutaneotrichosporon oleaginosum, 2861 nucleotides long. RefSeq lists its product as uncharacterized. Lineage: Eukaryota; Fungi; Basidiomycota; Tremellomycetes; Trichosporonales; Trichosporonaceae. The record is from RefSeq and is a predicted model, not a curated record. Gene Ontology annotation, cellular component: plasma membrane. Gene Ontology annotation, molecular function: secondary active sulfate transmembrane transporter activity. Gene Ontology annotation, biological process: transmembrane transport.